Molecule: messenger RNA, 1993 nt
Organism: Orussus abietinus
Lineage: Eukaryota; Metazoa; Arthropoda; Insecta; Hymenoptera; Orussidae
Gene: shv
Product: dnaJ homolog shv
Exons: 5
Coding region: 91-1167 (358 amino acids)
Biological process (GO): protein maturation; protein folding
Cellular component (GO): endoplasmic reticulum
Molecular function (GO): misfolded protein binding
Source: RefSeq, a predicted model, not a curated record
AGGCAGCGCCACCCGCCAUAUGAUACUCCGCGAAAGAGCCAAUGAACAACAACCACGAUAUACCCCGGGAGUUGUGGAACGUCUGCUAGAAUGGCAGCGAUUCGCUUUCUUCAAAUAUUAUUAAUUAAUUUAACAAUAUGUUUUCUUUUGUCCGUAGCAGGGAGGGAUUUUUAUUCAAUCUUGGGAUUAUCGAGGACUGCGAGUACGCAUGCUAUAAAGAAAGCUUAUAGGAAGUUAGCAAAAGAACUACAUCCUGAUAAAAACCAAAAUGAUCCAAGUGCUUCCGAAAAGUUUCAAGACCUGGGGAUGGCAUACGAAGUACUCUCGGAUCCUGAGAAAAGAGAAAUAUACGACAGAUGCGGAGAGGAAUGCUUAAAGAAAGAUGAGAUGAUGAACAGCGCCGAUCCCUUCGCUAACUUUUUCGGUGACUUUAGUUUUCAGUUUGGAGGAGAGUCUCAACACAGACACGAAACUCCGAGAGGAUCUAACAUAGUUAUGGACCUUUCUGUAACUCUUGAAGAACUUUAUAGCGGUAAUUUUAUAGAGAUAACUAGGAAUAAGCCAGUUGUGAAAGCAGCAAAGGGAACGAGAAAGUGUAAUUGCAGGCAGGAAUUAGUUACACGAAAUUUAGGCAAUGGACGAUUUCAAAUGAUGCAACAAACGGUUUGCUCCGAAUGCCCAAACGUGAAGUUAAUCAACGAAGAACGUACAUUGGAAGUAGAAGUUGAACCAGGAAUGGUGGAUGGCCAAGAAAUUAAGUUCUCAUCGGAAGGUGAACCUCAUUUGGAUGGAGAACCAGGAGAUCUAAUAUUAAAGAUUCGUGCGCAGCCUCACCCCACAUUUGAGAGAGUGGGGGAUGAUCUUUACACAAACAUUACAAUUUCAUUACAAGAUGCUUUAAUUGGAUUCACAUUGGAUAUCAAACACUUGGAUGGACACACCGUUACCGUUCAAAGGGAAAAGGUCACCAGGCCUGGUGCUCGUAUAAGAAAAAAGGGUGAAGGCAUGCCCAAUUAUGAAAAUAAUAAUCUUCAUGGUACUUUGUAUAUUACAUUUGACAUAGCCUUUCCUGAAAAAGAAUUCACAGAAACAGAGAAACAAGAAAUCAAGAAAUUACUCGAGCAAAGCUCUGUAAACCGAGUUUACAAUGGACUACGGGGAAACUAGAAAAAAUUUAAAACCUACAGUGAUCACAAAUACUGUGUAUAAUGACAAUGACACGAGUGCAUUAAAAAUCUGUGUUCGUGCUUAAUACAUGAGAAGUACACUUAAGGUACUUCACACGCUGCUUCCAUCGGAGAGUGAACAGAUUUGUAGCUGCACUGGAAAUACUUCCGUGUUAAUUCCUGUAACGCCAUAUUAGUACAUUUUUCUUUAAAAAUAAGAAUCGCUUUGUACAUGCGUGCAUCGGUUGAAAACAACAUAUUCAAAUAUUUAAAGUAUUUGAGAAUGAAUGUAUUUAGGGUGAAUGAGUAUGUAAACAAUUUCGUACUGAAAAAAUGUUGGCAUACCGUCUCUUUUCAAUUUCUUAAUAAAUAUCAAAACAGGUAUGUACCCCCGCGCGAUGUUUAAAGUAUCUCUUGCAAAUCAUAUUAAAAUGAUGUGCAUUUAACCAUUACCGACUGAACAAGAUUUGUAGAACAAAAUGUCAUUCUUACGAGUGAUUAAAAAAAGUCAACUCGAUCCUGAGUUCAUUCGAUACAAAGAGAAGCGACUAAAUACUGUCAACCUUAUUAGUAUUGGAGUUAAAAUUAAUGUAAGCGUAUGACGUUCUAAAUAUAUAAAUUACAUAAACAAUCCGUUUUUACGAAUAAACGUGCCUAGUAACGUUAAAAGAAACAGAAAUCUAUCUAUUUAUACAAUGAAAAUUACAUACCUUUAUUUUUAAUUAUUGUUAAAAAAAGCAGUCUAUCAUAGCUAGAACGUUACGGACAUUUGAAGUACGGCAUAGAAAUGGUAAGAAAAUAAACUGAACAAGUAACAAAUGCAAAAA